UUGGGCUGGUGAUCGUUGGUGAAUGCGUGGCAGUGAAUGGCUUUUUGCUUAAUUAUUUGGCUACAUUGUGAAUGAAAUCAGUGAACCUACCCCGAAUUGAAAUAGUUGACUGAGCCAUCCCACAAACAAAAAUCCUGCCGUCCACAGCCACAUUCACCUUGGAGAUAACUGAUUAGCGACACGUUACAUUUCAUGUUUUUCGAGCAAUGGUUUUAUUAGCACGAUCGGAGAGGAAACUGGACUAUUAUCACUGUAUGGGUUUGAUUUUUCUGCCUUAAGGACUGCCCCUGAGCGGGGCUCCUUAAAUCCCUUACAGUAUAAACCUGACGAAACUGGAUAAUUUGGCAGUAUGAAAUCCAUAAAGGGAAUUUAGCUUCCACUAUAAAAUGUAAGAAUAACACUGGAGGCAUCGAGAUCAGAUCGACUGUGGGUAGGUGUCAGAAAUGUCUACCGCUGGAGCAGAAGGCACCGAACGUAUCCCUGAGGAAAUACAGUUGCCAGACUUGGUAUUACUCAGUAGCAGUCAAAACUCCCAGGCCUUUGAUGCACUCUCUAGCCAGGACACUCAAUUUACUUCGGACACUGUAGAUCUGACAGAUGUGGAAGCAAUGGAGAUCAAUUGUGGACGGCAUGAUUAUGGAAAUGAGGUACAAAUGGUGCUUCAGCCUAUUACCAAGAGAGAGAAUGUAGACUGUUGUAAAUCAGGGCAACGUUUGGAUGAUGCUUGCACUGAGUCACAGGAGUCCGAAGAAGGUGGUCUAGAAGAUGAAAUAAUGGAUGGAGAACAGGAAUUGUGUCAUUUUUCACAAUCUUCUUCCCUUCAACCCCAUUCACAGCUUCAUUCUCAUUAUGUUCACCUCCUGUCUUCAUUCACAGGGGACAAUGGAAAUGCUUCCAUCGUGCCAUUAGCUCCAGUGGGUAACUGGAUUCACGAACAUGGUCUUCCUCAUCAAAUGAGAAUGAUACCGGUGAUUAAUGAUCCACUCGUUUCUUCCAAUGUUGGUGUUGGUAAAUACAAUUCUACUGGGUCACAGACUGGGCAACCAUCUGAAGCCACACAGUCACCCUGUUCACCAACUCACACUGAAGGAGAAGACUACCCAUAAAACAAGAAAUUCUCCAAGGCAUUGGCCCACCAAUCCCUGUCUUCCCAUCCUGAUAAGGAAGAAGCAUUGUAACUCUUCAGAGGACAGCCAGGAUAUGGAGCCAUCAAAGGACUGGAGCCAGCUACAAAUUCAUCAAGACAUUCAGCUGCAUAUCUUAUAUCCUUCAUUACCUGUCAACAAGUUUGAACACAUUUGCACUGGUUUCAAGCUUGAACAUAAAAUCCUGACCAUACUUCUGCUGAAUAUUACAGGAAUUGUGCUUCUAGAAACCCAUUUUAACCUCUCUUCUUCUUCUCUAUAUACAUCACAGCAGGAAGAAGGAUGAAGAUGACAUAGUAGGCCUUUCUGAUCUGUCAAUCACAGUAAGGGCUAAGGUUUGAUGAUGAGAGAGAAAAUUUUGCUUGUUAGAUUACAAGGAAACAUACUUCAGACUCAAGACACAGUUCCUACCCAUCCAGCAAUUAAUAGGAUAAUUACAGGGCAUCAAAUAUGUGUGCAUGCAUUGGGAAUGUCUUCUAAGAAUAUGUAACAUAUGAUUAGUUAACUGAAGGAGGCCAAUCUUUGUGCAAAGUUGGUUGGCUUUGCAACACUUAAUUACAACUUGUAUUAUGUGGCACAUCCAGGCAGAUCCCUAACUAAUGUCUCCACAAUGAAAGAUUCAUGGACAAUCACGGUUUCAGCCUCCACCUUGACAGAUGGAAUGCUCACCACAGUGUCAGAAAGGUUAUUGCUUCCAUCUUGAUGAUUAUUUAAGCUCACAAUCUAGGCUAACAUUUCAGCUCAGUGUAGUUUAACAUGUUUACAUGAAUACAAGUGAUAACAUAAGUAAAAAAAAAUGCAUCAGCUUGAUUUGUUACAGCCUAAAUCAGAAAAAAAAUUACUGUAAGUACAUAUGAUACAUGGUGUGGAGAAUACUUACUCAAACAGGAGGUUAUUUAAGUUGGAGACGUACACCAGUUGUAGAACCCACCACCAUAAUUUUAAUGAACAAAUGGAUGAAGAACAGAUGGAUAUAGGUCUCAGGUCUACUCUGCUCCUCCUGACAUCUUUACGAAUCACUGUCUGUGAUACUUUUAAAUUUAGUUUCUCAGUUGAAGUCGUAAUUAGAAUGAAAUUAAUAGCUGAUUUGAAUUCAAAACAUUACCACUUAACUGCAAGUCAUUUGCAGAUGAUACCAAAUUUGGGAGGUCACUAGAAUUGGAGAAAGUGACUUAGAAAUUACACAACAAUUUGGACAAAAUUUGAGUUGGAAUUGCACUUGUAAUAUAAAUGUAAAGUAUGGCACAUGGAAGGAAAAUGGUACUUUAUGAGUGGUAUUGACUGAGCUAAGGAUGAAGUUCAAAAAGACAAGUAGAUGUAUUCAACUAAUGCAAAGUGGCAGUCAACAAGAUCAAUCGAAUGUCAAACUAGUAAAGUUGAGCACAAGUUGCCGACACUCAGAUAGUGCAGUGAAUACUGUUUGUGACUGUCAUGACAAGUAAGGAAGGCAUUGCAAUAUUAAAGAAACACGAAGACACAAGGCUGCUCUGUAGAGGAAAUAAUCUGAGGUAUGAGAAAAUGGCAUGAUCAUUGUCUAUUCUGCCUGGAAAUUAGGUGAUCCCAUGAAAGUUUGUUAUGUGAUUAGGGGCAUGUGAAAGGUAAAUCUGAACUACUACUGCAAAAUUAAAAUUUCAACAGUAGGUAGGGAAUCACUGACUAAACCCAGUGAAAAAUACAUAAUUUGACACUGAAAUUGAGAGGUUAUUUUUCAAAAAAGAAAAUCUAUAUUAAUGCAAUCAAUGCACUUCUAAAUAAAAUACUGGAGUCUAUAUGUCUUGACCAAUUAAGAAACAGAUUUGUCCAGGGAAUACAGGGUUUCAGUGAUGGAACUAAAUUGAACAACCUUUCUUAUCUGUAGUUAUAUUAUGAACUUGAAACUUAAAUUACCAUUGUUGCACUGUAUUUCUCUGGAGAAGCUGUAUUUUUAUUUAUGCUGCUAUUCUUAUUUUUGAAGGCUGAAUAAUUUAAAAGGUAGUUUUUUUUAAUUGGUUGAAAUAUGGUUCUAGAUACACUUCUUUGUCAAUCAGAAGCCUGAAUAACAGAGAUUGGUCUAUAUCAAGCCAAAUAUGUUGUGAUUUAAAAAGCUUAAACAGGCAAAAAGAUCCUUCCUUUUGUUAUGAUCAUUCUUAUUCAUAUUUAUAUUCAAGCAGUAGUGCAAUAAGAUUUUAUAAUUUCUUUAAAAGGCCUUUGAAAUCUGUAAUUAGUUUGAAGAAUAUUUGUAACAGACUUUAGAGAGUUUCAUUCUAUUGUAGAAGGAUCAGAUGCAAUUUUCUUUGCUAAGAAGAAAAGCUGGUCCCUGCCGCCAGAGAAUCCUUGGAAGCAGUACCUAAAAGAAGGAAAUUAAGCAAGAAGCGCCAUGGCUGGCAGGAACAAAGGAGAGCUACAACUGCAAAGAAGAGCUAUAAACAGGAACUGAAUGAGGAAAGCAAUCAGUGCACAGAAGCAAACAGCAAGGGGAAGCAAACAAAGACAGCAAGAUAGAAAAUUCUUGCAAGGAGCAGAAGCAAACCAUUGUUUGGUAGAAAAGGAAAUAGGAGCACUUGGAGGCAAUUUCUGAAUUUUCUAAAAGGUUUAAAACCCAGAAAGCUGUGUGGAAAGCUUUGGGGUUUGAGAGAGCUGGUUUUUGACAAUUUUGAUCAACCAGUAGUUGAUCACUUCAAAUAAAUGAUGGAAAACUACACCAUCAGGAAAGUUAUAACUAAAGAGAAUAGUGAGCUCAGUAUGCCUUGCUGAUGGUAAUCAUACCUGUGAAACUCAAAGAUGAAAACUGUUGUCAGAUAGGACUCCCGGUCUAGCCUGCAUGAAUAAACAGCAGCACAUUGUGUAAAUGUAUGGCUACAUUUGUGUGGGAAGUGUUGGGAAUGCUUCUCUACAUUAAGAUAUACCUUUGUUGUAUUGACUAUUUAAAAUGCAAUUUAUAUUGUCAUUUGAAGUAUCAUUUGCCUGCUAAUUCAUGUGUAAUUUACAUUGGUUGUGAUCUGUGUUAAAGUAGAACCUACAAAAAGUAGUAUAGAACCUUACUGAUAAUUUCUUCA
This is a messenger RNA of Stegostoma tigrinum, 4180 nucleotides long. RefSeq lists its product as uncharacterized. NCBI's taxonomy places the organism in Eukaryota, Metazoa, Chordata, Chondrichthyes, Orectolobiformes, Stegostomatidae. The record is from RefSeq and is a predicted model, not a curated record. The transcript has 5 exons. Bases 444 to 1106 code for a protein of 220 amino acids.